Molecule: messenger RNA, 1877 nt
Organism: Haliotis rubra (blacklip abalone)
Lineage: Eukaryota; Metazoa; Mollusca; Gastropoda; Lepetellida; Haliotidae
Product: beta-porphyranase A-like
Exons: 3
Coding region: 16-1860 (614 amino acids)
Source: RefSeq, a predicted model, not a curated record
UGAAACUGUAUAGUCAUGCAGGUUGUAUCGGUGGUAGCGUUCGUUACUUUGUUGCUGUGGGGCGAGGUGCUCUCAGACACCACAGUCACCAUCUACAACGAGUGGCUGUCCCAAGGUGGACGUGUUCACUAUGAGGUGGACAGAUGGAAUAAACACAACGGUUUCGACAGGUCCAAUUUUGUCUCAAAGUGUAAAGCUAUUGGAACCAUGGCAGGACGAUGGAUCAACAGAGAUUUAAAUGCAGGCCUCUUUGAGAAUUGGCACCAGAACCCAUCUCACCAUGGUUACCCAGAUCCUCACUACCUACAAGACCAUGCUUUACAGACGAAGAUGUUCAACUUCUACAUGGACCAGAUCCAUGCUUACGGAAACGACGUAAAGAAUAUGGUGUGGGAAAUUAAAGGUCUCAGCUGGCCAAGCUGGAUUGACAAGUCCCAGCACGGAGGAAAGUUCCCCAAUAACGUAGAUGCGGCGGCAGAGUUUGUGUCCUUGAUGGUUCAGGGUGCCAAGGAUUACACUGGAGGUCAUCUGCCUGCUUUCUUUGAAGUCAUGAACGAACCCGACGCUUCUUAUAAGAUCCUCGACUCAACGGAUGUGAUAAACUUUCACAAAUCUGUGGCACAAAAGCUAAAAUCAAGAUUUGGGAUCAAAGUUGGAGGCCCAACAUACACUGGCUAUACGAUCAGAGCAGAUGCAAAUAAUUUCAGCGUGUGGAAGAGAAUGGCACAGUUUAUGGACAUGUCUCUGGAUCACAUGGAUUUCUUUUCCUUCCAUGCUUACAACGAUCUUCAUGUAUCCGGUGGAAAGCAUUCGUUUUCUGGCAUCAACGAAGCACGUCUGGUUGGAGUCAUUGACUUGAUAGAAAACUACUCUCAUAUAAAGAAAGGAAGAAAUGUUCCUAUCAUCGUCAGCGAGUUUGGAAGAGGUGGAGUUCAUGGUAUCAGCCAGGAUGCUCAUUCUGGCAUUGUUGAUUUUGCCACUCUUUACUUGUCAAUUGGACAGAUGUUUACUUAUCUCAGCAUGAGGGAGUAUAUGGAGAGAGCCAUCGUCUUCUUAUUGGCCUGUCAGCAAUAUCCAGGACACACUAGCCUCAACUGGUCUCUUUUCACUCCUGAUGGACACGAUACACAAAUUGCAAAUUUCUACAAAUUCUGGCACAAUUUGUACUAUGACCAAAAGUUCCUCAAAACCUCGAGUGACUUCUCAGGAUGGGAGAGACAAGUAGCACCUCUAGUUCUUGCGAAUCCAAAUAACAAAGAGAUAAUGGUUCUUCUUCACAACUAUGGUACGCAAUGGCAGAAUGUGAAGCUGGACUUCCACAAUGGCUGGAUUAACCCAACUAGUGGUGAAUCCACGUGUCUUCAGUACCAGAACGGCAACCCAGCAAUGCAUUCCAAUGUCCACUUUGAUACCAACAAGAACCAUGGACAUGUUGGUCUCCCAGGAGAGUCAAGCUGCAUCUACAAAUUUAAGACCAACUACAACUUCGGAGGCCUGAAGACAAAUAAUGAGAAUUCUUACUUUGGAAAGAACAUGGUCAUCCCAAUAAAUAACGGUCAUGCUUCAACCUCGGUUCAGGUCCACGGAUCUGGCUUCCACACUGCACGUAUGAGAAUUGGGGUAAGCAGAGACAAGAGCGCUAAUGCGAAACCUCUGAGCGUUACGGUAAAUGGACAUAAACUACCAUCAACAUAUAUGCUGUAUGAUACCGACAAGAACAACGCCCCUACCAAAUGGGAAGUGUGGGAAUACUGGGUGCCUGCAGAUAAGGUUCACUCUUCAAACACAGUCGAUAUGAGCUUUGAAGGGAAUGGCGGUCAUGUCAGCUCUGUUGCACUGAUUGUGGGGAAUCUGCAUUAAAGAAAUAUUCAUUAUUA